GUCAGUAUUUUAUCGCACCUUGGCGGGGUGCGCGUAUGCGUUCCUGCCCGGACACCUUGCUGUAGUUUGCUCGCGCGGAGUCUCCCUUGAUUUGUUGCCAAACAGAGCUCCAUCGCGAGCUCCAGUGCAGUUUUCGAAGUCAGCUUUUUCCGCUUGUUGCUCUGUAGCCUUUUUUUACCGGGCAGCAUGGCAACCGGCACGACCGCUAACGGACGUCUCAUGUUCACCCAGACUUCCUGCUAUCUCUGCAGCGAGUGGCUGGAUGAUUCGGACGUCGAGAUCCAUUUACGCAAGUGCCGCCGACAGCAAACCGUGUGUCCGAACCGUUGCGGAGCCAUCGUCGCCAAGAAAGAUCUUCAGCUGCACAGCAACACUUGCCCGAAGAGCUACGGUAUGGAGUCGUCGAACGAAACGUCGAACGAGUACGUCACCCCGCCGAACGAGGAGCAGGCCGGGGAGGAGUUAUCGGUGGAGCAGGUCCUCCAGGCGUUGGAGAAUGACAUUAGCUCCAUCCAGCUGCUGCAGACGGCGCAGAAGGAAAAGCACACUGACGUGCAGAGCGAGCUGGCCCAUCUCAAGAAUUACUACGACGUGUCGCAUCGCUGGACCGGCAAGGUGUACGAAUCCAUCGUCGCGAUGUACAAGAUGUGCUACCAGGACAAGAUGCAGCACUCGCUCGAUAUUUCCGGGUUGCGGGAACAGCUCAAGGGUACGAAUGAGUGGCGUACCGAUAUGAUCAACCGGAUUGAUGCAUUGGAGAAGACCCUAUUCUUCCUCAAGCAGGACCGGGCAGCGAUCGAGCAGGAGGCAGCCGUGUCCUGCCUGACGGAGCAGGCUGCUGCCCUGUCCAUGGGGCCGGAUGAUGGGCAGCAGCCCUCGACAUCGAAAGCCUGCCAGCCGCUGGCACUGAGCGAGCUGAACAGCGCACCGUACCACACGCUACCGGCAGGCUCGGGCGACUCCACGUCCUCCUCCUCCUCGAUGGAACCGGUGGUGGAGGUGAAGGGUCCGAUUAAGGAAAUACUGGACGACAUCCACAAGUACCAGGUGAAGCUGAACUACAACCAGAAGGACAUCAUGAUCCGGCUGUUCGAGUGCGAGGAGCGGGUGGUCGAGCUGGAGAACACGCUGAAGAAGUGCCGCCGCGAAACGUACCACACCAAGCAGCGCACCGAGGAGCUGCAGACGAACAUGCUGAUGGCGAACAACCGGGGCACGCCGGCCAGCGAGAACGGCCACGUCAUGUGGCGCAUCGACAACUUCGCCAACCGUUUGCAGCAAUCGAAGGAGCUGGAAACGAUGAUGAAGGGUCCGAUCUUUACGAAUCACCCCUACGGAUACAUGCUGCAGCUGGAGGCCAGCCUGUACGGUAUCGGGACGUGGCGCGGGCGCAAUCUGAUCGCCGGCCUGACCAUCCUGCCCGGCCCGUACGACGAGCUGCUCGAGUGGCCGUGCCGGCUGUCCGCCACCAUCUGUGUGCGCGACCAGGCAGCGAACCCGGCCGAGGCCGUACCGAUCUACAAACCGAUCGUGGCGAAGGUGAAGGGCCAGCGGGACAAGAACCAGCACUACGUGUACGUGCCGCACGACCAGCUGUACUCGCGGGGCUACGUCAAGAAGGAUACGCUCUUCCUGGAGGUGUUCGUCGGGGAGGAGGGUAGCGGUUCCAGCGAGCUGUAGCGAGCAGCCGGUAACAACGCGAUCGUGGUGGACGUGGUUUGGCCGCCGUAACUCUCCACAAGGCAGCUACGCCCAGCGCGAUGACAGUGGUAAUGACACCGGCGAUGUCAGGGCCGGGUAGUAGCAGGCAACGAACUCUGCACGCCUACGGAACGCUCUCAAACGCUGGCCAGAGCAACCUUCGAUUGUAGUAUUUUUUUUUAUAUUUCACUUAUAUUCAUUUCCAUUCGCACUUGUAUUACACCAUUUCCCAAGCACAGGUCAACAAUGUUUAAGCUGCUUUUGAACAUUGUUCUACUGUAGGUAAACAUUUGACGUCCAACUGAAGUACUGAUGCCUAUCGUAACUAAACAAGUGAAGCCCCUAAGAAGAUCCUGUUUACUGUGUGGAGUUUAGACUUUUGCUUGUGUAUUAAUUUUCAAAAAUCAUUUGAAUUCUUUUGCCUAUAAUUUAUUCCAAUUCCUUUUGAAUUAGAAAUUGACUAUUCAAAAAGAAAAAAAAUCAAUUAACAUGAAGCUCUUAACAAUUUUAUUUCCACCUAAUAAACAUCAAAGCAACGAACGCAAGUAAUAUAAACGUACGUUGCGUCAGAGAAGUAUCAGUAUUUCAGUUGGCCGUCAAAUGUUUACUUAUAGUUUUCUAUUUGUUCAUAAUUUCCUUAACAUUGUUGACUUGAGCUCAAAAAAAAAAACGGUGUAUAUUGUACCGUUUUCCAAGUCCAAGUAAACAAUGGUAAUAUGCUUUCGCGCCUUGUUCUUUAACCACUAUAACCUUCUACUGUAUAAGUAAACAUUUGACAACUGAACUGCUGAUGCCUUUCUGAAUAUUGUUCAAUCGUAACAAACCAAUUGGAAUUCGGAAGUGAAUUCGUUUGCCUGUUGCAGUUAAGCCUUUUGGUCGUGCCUUCCUGUACAAAAUCAAUUAGAAUUUGUUAGUCAAUUGCAACAAAAUGAACAUCAAAGAAAUGAACCCGUGUUUAGACGUUUAGUUGUGAUUGAAUAUGAUUCAGAAUGGCAUCAGCAGUUCAGUUGGACGUCAAAUGUUUACCUAGAGUUGAACAAUGUUCCAAAGCACCUUAACAUUGUUUACCUGAGCUCGAAAACGGUGCAUGCUCUCGCACAACGUCACACGCCCCGCCAGUAUCAAAACGGGGCUGAUGUUAUCUUAUCGAUUUAGAUUUUCAUAGUGGAUCUGCUUGCGGCCAUGGUAGCCAUGGUAGCUCGCGGCACUGAGGCAGCAUAUCUCCGGCGCGAAGAAAGAGCGAAACCCGUUUUACGCUCUCACUGGUUACUCGUCCGUGCAGCUUUUGGGCUGCCUCAGGUGCGCUUGAGCAGCGAAGUUCGUCGCGAAGAAUGAGAGAAGAUUGUGCUUUUAAAUUUAUUUAUUUAAAACAAAAUGCAGCAAAUUGUCCCAUUUGAAAAAUUGAAAAAUAAUUAUAAAAACGCAAACAAACAACAAUGACACUGUAACGUUUCGGCAGAACAAUAAAGCACCGACGAGCGCGCCAACCGCGGCAGAAUCCGGAA
This is a messenger RNA of Anopheles merus, 3206 nucleotides long. RefSeq lists its product as uncharacterized. Gene Ontology annotation, cellular component: plasma membrane signaling receptor complex; cytoplasmic side of plasma membrane. The transcript is spliced from 4 exons. Gene Ontology annotation, molecular function: tumor necrosis factor receptor binding; ubiquitin protein ligase binding. Gene Ontology annotation, biological process: tumor necrosis factor-mediated signaling pathway; protein K63-linked ubiquitination; positive regulation of JNK cascade. Lineage: Eukaryota; Metazoa; Arthropoda; Insecta; Diptera; Culicidae. The record is from RefSeq and is a predicted model, not a curated record. Bases 187 to 1680 code for a protein of 497 amino acids.